AUGUAUGGUUUCGCGUAUUUGUUGCUGAUAUCAGUUGCGACCGUCUUGGGGAAUCGACUCGUUGAAAUCGAUUGUGACAUUUUAUCUGUUUGCGGUCAAGAUUUGCAAUGUGGUGAGCAACUUGCCGAACGAUUACAGAUAUCCGAUUGUUUAGCCACUCAACAACAGCAACAACUUGAUAAACGCUCCUUCUACAGUGAUAAACGUGGACCGCAAAGUAUUCGACGAAUACUCCUACAAAGGACACGAAUU
This is a messenger RNA of Mesorhabditis belari, 252 nucleotides long. NCBI's taxonomy places the organism in Eukaryota, Metazoa, Nematoda, Chromadorea, Rhabditida, Rhabditidae. The record is from the annotation of a GenBank genome assembly.